Molecule: messenger RNA, 531 nt
Organism: Prunus armeniaca (apricot)
Lineage: Eukaryota; Viridiplantae; Streptophyta; Magnoliopsida; Rosales; Rosaceae
Source: the annotation of a GenBank genome assembly
AUGGGCAGAGCCAUCAUGUUGUUGAUGAUGAUGAUUACGACGACAAUGCUACAUGCCGUUUUGGCUCAUUUGGCUCAUGAGGCCCCGGCUCCGGCUCCGGGGCCGGCGUCUCCGGAUUGCCAAACGGCCAUUCUGGGGAUGGCGGAUUGCCUGACGUAUGUGAUGCCAGGCAGCAAUUUGACAAAGCCGGACAAACCGUGCUGCCCUGAGCUGGCGGAGCUCGUGAAAGACAACCCAAUCUGCUUGUGCACUUUGCUGGCCAACAGCAACAGCAGCAACAGCGUCGGCCUUGAAAUUGAUGUCAACAGGGCUCUUAAGCUUCCCACUGUUUGCAAGGUUCAGACGCCCCCUCCUAGCACCUGUGCACUUCUGGGAAUUCCAGUGGGAGCUCCCACAGCUUCUGAGACGCCAGCUAACUCUCCUGGUUCAGGGCUUACACCUCAAGGACCCCCUGCUUCCGCUUCAAAGACUGCCACCUCUGUUAUGGCUUUCCUUGCUGGCUUAGUUAUUGCAGUUCUUCCCAUUUGGUGA